Messenger RNA from Klebsormidium nitens, 1380 nucleotides. NCBI's taxonomy places the organism in Eukaryota, Viridiplantae, Streptophyta, Klebsormidiophyceae, Klebsormidiales, Klebsormidiaceae. The record is from the annotation of a GenBank genome assembly.
CAAGUUGGAACUCAAAAUGCAGUCGACGAAACGUUGAUGAUCACAGGCCGACUUGAGAAGACUCUAUCGACCACAGAUGGCGGCAUUGGCAGCCAAUUCGGGUGCCGAAGCCCUUGGGAGGACACAAUGCCUUCUUUGCAAGCUCACAAAGCGGAAAAGCCAAUGGCAGAAAGAGUGGACUUGCGCGCCAAUGAGUGGUGCACACUCCGGAGGCUUUUCGAAAGGAAGAAGGAAAUGCUGCAGACUUUCCACUGCAACAACGGCUCAGGAGAGAGUAGUGUCUGUUGAUGGAGGUGGUGGUGCCAAUGGUGAUCCUGUGAACACACUUAGUCAGCAAAUUGGUCAAUCUCAAAGAGCAAUGCAUGUUCGAGGAGCUCCAAUAGAAUUUACAAGGAGAAGCCUAUUGCAGACUGCGGCUGUUGUGGGUGGAUCCAUGCUGAGCUUUGGAGAUGGGGUCUCCUUAGCUGGGGAAGCAUCUUCAGUGGUAGAAGUGCGGCACAUGAGCAAUGACUUUGGGACGCUCUUAAUGAAGACAACUUACAAUGAAUUUGCGGCAACCAAGAAAUUGCCAGAAGCAGAGAUCCAGAAACAGUUCUUCCGGUUGCGUCAGCAGGAGUACCCGUACUUCAAGGAGUCUUCAACCAUGUCGUCAAUACAGAAGCCUGGUGACCUUAGUGAGGUGCCAUAUUUCAACUUCGUAUCAUACAUCCAGUGGAAGAUUGUUGCGAAGCAUCUGAAAUCAACUGAAGAAAGAGCGGACUUCAGCACGAAAGUGGGGAGGAGCUUGUUAGAAAGUCUGCGAAGCACGUCAGCUCCGGAUGCAGGUUCAGCUGAUCUUCGAAAACAAGUAGAUGACAUUCUUCGCAAGUUGAAAGCCGUCGGCUAUGUGGAGGAUUACACCGUUGAAUGGAGGGAACCUGGUGGCGAAAGCUUGGCAGACGAGCCUGACUUGCGGAUACAGCUAAGACGACCAGCCGACCUCCAAGGCUCGCAGCUGCUGAGAGCGGAGGAGGGCAGCUUUUGGCAGAAGUUUGCGUCCUCCAUUCUGCAAGCACUCUUCGAAGAGCGCGGGUACGAGACCGAGGUCGACGAAUACUUUUUCCAAGAGCAGUGGCAGCCGCCCAAAUCGUGGGCCAGCCAACUCCUACUUGCUCUCGGGGAUCCCUUUCAAAAGGUCGACGUGCCGUUUGAUCCUGACAUCCUGAUCCAAGAUUGGCAACUGCGACCUUCCGGCAACAAGCAGUCUUGAGCAGCAAGCACUGCUAUCUUGUAAGCCGCUGGAAAGAUAGGUCUCUAAAAAUGGCACGCUCUGAAAAUUGUCUGUAUACCGAUCGACACGUUCGAUUGUCACAGCUUGCAAGUCUUCCUAUUCUGCAGCCC